AUGGCCGAACUAAAAAAGUCCGACAACAGCACGGUCCCCAGGAGACCUAUGCACCAUCGACGCAACUUUACAGGUUUGACCUCGAAGGAACUCGAUGCUGAGAGAUCCAAAUGGCCCAAGAAGACGGUCGAACUCUGGGAGAGAUUGAGCAAGAAAGAAGCCAACGACCUCGAGUCCAUUGAGAAGAGCAUCGUUCACCAUGUUACCACGACGCUGGCCCGUGCUGCGUAUAACAUGGACAACUUUACUGCCUACCAGGCUGUGGCUCUCAGCACUCGCGACCGUCUUAUCAGUCGCUGGAACGAGACCCAGGGUCAACUAUCCAAGGCCGAUCCCAAGCGUGUCUACUACCUGUCGCUCGAGUUCUUGCUCGGUCGAUCCAUGGACAAUGCUCUGCUCAACAUGGGCCUGAAAGAUGUUUACGGAAAGGGCAUCGAGGAGCUCGGUUUCAAUAUGGAGGAUGUGAUCGAGUCCGAAGUCGAUGCCGCCCUUGGUAACGGUGGUCUCGGUCGUCUUGCGGCCUGUUAUAUGGACUCCCUGGCCACACUCGAUUACCCGGCCUGGGGUUAUGGCCUCCGAUACAACUAUGGUAUCUUCAAGCAAAGAAUCGUUGAUGGUUACCAGACCGAGUACCCAGACUAUUGGUUGAACUUUGAUAAUCCCUGGGAGCUGGCCCGUCUCGAUAUCUCGAUCCAGAUUGGAUUCGGUGGCCAUGUCCAGAUCACACAGGACGAAUAUGGUGUAACCCGCCACAACUGGAUCCCCGCGACCAGCGUUCAGGCCAUCGCCUACGAUGUGCCCAUCCCUGGAUACGCUACCGAGAACUGCAACAACAUCCGUCUCUGGCGCAGUAAGCCUACCAAGGCCUUUGAUCUGACCAGCUUCAACGAGGGCAACUACGAAAAGUCGGUUGAGGAUGCCACCAACGCUGAAAAGAUCACCAGUGUCCUGUACCCUAACGACAACACCAUGGCCGGAAAGGAGCUCCGCUUGAAGCAGCAGUACUUCUGGACUGCCGCGUCUCUCCAUGACAUUGUCCGUCGGUUCAAGAAGUCGAUGCGUGAGUGGUCCGAAUUUCCUGACCAGGUUGCCAUCCAACUUAACGAUACCCACCCCACUUUGGCCAUUGUUGAGCUCCAGCGUCUUUUGGUCGAUGAGGAGAUGUUGAGCUGGGACGAUGCUUGGGACAUCGUGACCAAGAUCUUUGCCUUCACCAACCACACUGUCCUUCCCGAGGCUAUGGAGAAGUGGUCUGUCCCCAUGUUUGAGUAUUUGUUACCCAGACAUUUGCAGAUCAUCUUUGAUAUCAAUCUGUUCUUCUUGCAAAAGGUCGAGAAGAAGUUCCCCAACGACCGUGGCCUGUUGAACCGCAUGUCGAUCAUUGAGGAGGCCCAACCCCAGCAGAUCAGGAUGGCCCACCUGGCUGUUGUUGGCUCGCACAAGGUCAACGGAGUCGCCGCCCUGCACUCGAACCUCAUCAAGACCACCAUCUUCAAAGACUUUGUUGAUUACUAUGGUGAGGAAAAGUUCGUGAACAAGACUAAUGGUAUCACGCCCAGACGUUGGUUGCAUCAGGCCAAUCCUCAGUUGAGUGCUUUCAUCACCGAGACUCUUGGCAGCGAUAAGUGGCUCAAGGAGCUCUCGCUUCUCAAGGGCCUCAACAAGAAGGUCGGUGACGCAGCGUUCCGCAAGAAAUGGAUGGCGAUCAAGCGCGCCAACAAGGUUCGCUUGGCCGAGCUGAUUAAGACUCGCUGUGAUAUCGAGGUCAGCCCCGAUGCUCUCUUCGAUGUCCAGGUUAAGCGUAUCCACGAGUACAAGCGCCAGUUCAUGAACAUCUUGUACGUCAUCCACCGUUACCGCGCCAUCAAGUCGAUGAGCGCUGCUCAAAAGGCUGGUGUUCAACCCCGCGUUGUCAUCUUUGGUGGCAAGGCCGCUCCUGGAUACUACAUUGCCAAGCUGGUCAUCAAGCUGAUCAACAGCGUCGCGGCCGUUGUGAACCAGGAUCCCGCCGUUGGUGAUCUCCUGAAAGUCGUAUUUAUCCCUGACUAUAACGUCUCCGUCGCGGAGGUUAUCGUUCCUGCCAGUGAUAUCUCUCAGCAUAUCUCGACUGCCGGAACGGAGGCGUCGGGUACGUCGAACAUGAAGUUUGUGUUGAACGGCGGUAUCAUCAUUGGAACUCUUGAUGGAGCCAACAUUGAGAUCAUGGAGGAGAUUGGUGAAGACAACAUCUUCAUCUUUGGCUGCAUGGCCCACGAGGUCGAAGAUCUUCGCCAUGCUCAGAGAUACCGAAGCGUGCCUAUGGACCCUGCCCUGCAGGGCGUCAUUUCUGCGAUCGAGAAGGGAACGUUUGAGGAUCCCAAGAUCUUCCAGCCCUUGAUCAGCACGCUCACAGUCGGCAAGGACUUUUACCUGAUCUCUGCGGAUUUUGCAUCGUACAUCGUCGCGAACCAGCAGGUUGAUGCUGCGUACAAGAACCAGCAGGAGUGGGCCAAGAAGAGUAUCCUCUGCACCGCCAACAUGGGCAAAUUCUCGUCGGAUCGUUCGGUCAAGGAGUACGCUGAUGAGAUCUGGCACAUCAAGCAGCAUGCUGUCCAGGACGAAGGAUACCGCAACUAA
Molecule: messenger RNA, 2616 nt
Organism: Gamsiella multidivaricata
Lineage: Eukaryota; Fungi; Mortierellomycota; Mortierellomycetes; Mortierellales; Mortierellaceae
Product: glycosyl transferase
Exons: 13
Coding region: 1-2616 (871 amino acids)
Biological process (GO): glycogen catabolic process
Cellular component (GO): cytoplasm
Molecular function (GO): glycogen phosphorylase activity; pyridoxal phosphate binding
Source: RefSeq, a predicted model, not a curated record